ACGUCAGCUGUAUGUUGAUGUUUUGUGGCAACAGCAGAACCGAGGGACGGGAAGACGGUUUGUUUUUGUUCUGUUAUCCGCCGUUUUUACCGUCAAAAUCGUGUCGAACUGAAUUAAAAUCGCUCCGUUGUGACAGGAGCGAGUAUAACGAUUAAAAAGACGCUCAGGUUGGACGUUGAAACUCGUUAAGAGUCGCUAAAACGGAGGAAGCGUCGCCCCCUGAGCGGUCUUCAGCAUGACGAUUCUGCCGAAGAAGAAGCCGGGCUCAUCGGUCGGUGUGUCGGAUCACUCCGACGACCCUGACCGCCGGACCGGCACCGACCCGCACCAGCAUCAGCACACCCACGGGGUCCGGCCGGGUGCGAGGCUCAGGGCUUCCCCGCCGCCCUGGUCCAGAGAGGACAGGAGGACUGAAUCCAGCGCCCGGCCGCAGCAGGCCUCUCCUCCACCGGUGGGCGCCGGGUCUCCAGUGGGCCCGGGUGAUGCGGGCGGAAUGGCCUGCGUGUCUGGGGGUCGGGGAGAGCUGUCAGGUGGGGUGGGUUGUGGUGGAGGGAUGGGAGGGUGCUGCUCAGGACCGGGGUUGAGUAAGAGGAGGAGACAGGCGACCUGCUCUGGUGGGGUGGCCGGUGGAGGAACUGUACCGGGAGCGGCGGGGGGAGGAGGGGGUCCGAGCCCCGAGCAGGAGGAAGGAGCUGGGUAUAACAGUGAGGAUGAAUAUGAGAAUGCUUCCAGACUACAGUCAGAGGACCCGGCGACUGUAGAACAGCAGGAACACUGGUUUGAAAAAGCGCUCGGGGAAAAGAAAGGAUUCGUCAUCAAAAAAAUGAAGGAAGACGGUGCCUGCCUCUUCAGAGCAGUUGCCGAUCAGGUUUACGGAGACCAAGAUAUGCACGAAGUCGUCCGCAAACAUUGCAUGGAUUACUUGAUGAAAAACGCAGACUAUUUCUCAAACUAUGUGACAGAGGACUUCACUACAUACAUCAACAGAAAGAGGAAGAACAAUUGCCAUGGGAACCAUAUUGAGAUGCAAGCCAUGGCGGAGAUGUACAAUCGUCCAGUGGAGGUUUAUCAGUAUGGCACAGAACCAAUCAACACGUUCCAUGGCAUCCACCAAAAUAAUGAUGAACCAAUCAGAGUUAGUUACCAUGGAAACAUUCACUACAACUCUGUGGUGAAUCCAAACAAAGCCACGAUUGGAGUCGGGCUUGGACUUCCUGCCUUUAAACCAGGGCAGUUUGCUGACCAGUCACUUAUGAAGAAUGCCAUUAAAACAUCAGAGGAAUCCUGGAUUGAGCAACAGAUGCUGGAGGACAAGAAGAGGGCCACAGAUUGGGAAGCCACCAAUGAAGCCAUAGAGGAGCAAGUUGCCAGAGAAUCUUACCUACAGUGGCUUCGAGACCAAGAGAAACGGGCGCGACAGCCUCGUAAAGCAAGCGCUACGUGCAGCUCUGCCACUGCUGCAGCCUCCAGUGGUUUGGAAGAAUGGAAUGCCCGAUCCCCGCGGCAACGCAGCUCCGCCCCCUCUCCAGAGAUUCCUGAUCCCUCACACUCGGACACGCCUGCUAAACCCCCCUCCCCGGCCGGAGCGGCCCUCGCAAUAUCCAAACCCCCGUCACCCUGUGCACCAGGUCCCAGUAACCAGGCUUGCGUAGGACCAGACAGACCCACCUCAUCGUCUCUGGUGUCUUUGUAUCCAGCACUGGGUUACCGGGCCAUUAUGCAAGAGAUGUCCCCUACUGCUUUUGGUCUAACAGACUGGGAAGACGAUGAGAUAUUGGCCUCAGUUUUGGCCGUGUCACAACAGGAAUACCUCGAUAGCAUGAAGAAAAACGCCACACAUAGAGAACCCUCCCCGGACAGUAGUUGAUAAAGGAGGGUUUGAAGGCACAAUCUGCACCCACCGAGACGGAGGCAGAUACAUGGGGAUCACACCAAUCACAUCCUCUCCAUCAUCAUGCAAUCCACCUUUCCUUCUCCCUUCACCCACCCACCCACCCAACCAUCCAUCCAUCCAUGCAUCACUGGCCCGAGCCAUCCAGUCGUAACGGCCCAUUGUUGUGAUACUCGCCUAACCACUCCUUUAUUUCUUACGACAUUCACACCAUCAUUGGACUUCUUUAGGUGCAUGUGAAAAUAAACAACUGAUAUCAUUAUAGAAUACACAGGAAAAAGAAAAGUUAUUGGGAAAAAAAAAAAGUCAUACUUUAUCCUCAUAAUAAUUGAUUAAUAUAAUCUUGUUUUAUUUUAUUUUAUUGUUUGGGAUGAAAAUGCUCUUUUUCUUGGAAUAAAAAAAAGAGAACUUUCUGAAGAAAUUUAAAUCUUUGUUGCCAUCUUUGUGCCAUGUGUAUCACAAACAAUACCUAAUAAUAAAGAUUACAUACAGUAUACACUACCAGUCAAAGGUUUGAACACACUUGACUGAACCUUUUAAACUAAAGGCUUAUGCAAAUAUCAGUUGUGCCAGAAUAUUGGUUGAGAGAAUGCCCUGAGUGUGCAGACAGAGCUGGAAUCUAGGCAAAGGGUGAUUACAAGAAAGGAGCGGGGUCAGGGUCCUUAUAAAAUACAAGAACAUUUUUGAGUUUCUAAACUUCCAUUUGUAUUAUAUCAUAGUUUUAAUGAUUUUCUAUUAUGCAAAAUUAUAAUAAAGUAUGAGACUGUGUCCAAACUUUUGACUGGAAAGGUCUUGCAACUAGCAUGCGAUGCCGAAAUCUGCACCCAGUUUAGGAUCUUAAACGAUCUAUUAGACAUUAAAUUCUGGUAAAACAAGUCUUGAUAGCUGCAUGCAUAAAAGCAUUAUCUAACACUAUCAUUUAGCUAUUAAAAUGUCUGUCUUGGUAUAAAAUUACUAAGAGAUUAUUGAGACCGAAACCACAUUAGAUUUUUGUCAAUACAUGAUCUGGGACUGCCCCGCGCGAUGCAUACCGGAGAAUUACUCAUUUUGCCCUUAAAACUGGGAUGAAAUAAUCCCUGUAUUAUAUGUGCAAAUGAAAACCUACGCAUACUACUAAAUGACUGUUAUAUAAGGUACACACCUGUAAAUAUUAUUGUGCAUGGGUGAAUUAAUUUAAGCUUGCAGAAAAAACCCCACAAGUACGUCUGUCAUCGCGCGCGCGCGCGCUCUUUCUCAGGGACGUUGCAAAGGUGGCAGAGCUUCUCGGGAGUUUUAACCACCCCUCAUUAAUAUUCAUAUAUUUAAAAAGAUUCAGCUCU
Myxocyprinus asiaticus (Chinese sucker) is the source of this 3210-nucleotide messenger RNA. RefSeq names its product OTU domain-containing protein 5-A. The transcript has 9 exons. The record is from RefSeq and is a predicted model, not a curated record. Gene Ontology annotation, biological process: protein deubiquitination. Gene Ontology annotation, molecular function: cysteine-type deubiquitinase activity; K63-linked deubiquitinase activity. Lineage: Eukaryota; Metazoa; Chordata; Actinopteri; Cypriniformes; Catostomidae. Bases 236 to 1867 code for a protein of 543 amino acids.